Blastocystis hominis is the source of this 963-nucleotide messenger RNA. RefSeq lists its product as hypothetical. Gene Ontology annotation, molecular function: mRNA binding. Gene Ontology annotation, cellular component: cytosol. The transcript has 7 exons. The coding region runs from base 1 to 963 and encodes 320 amino acids. The record is from RefSeq and is a predicted model, not a curated record. Lineage: Eukaryota; Bigyra; Opalinata; Blastocystidae.
AUGUCCAGAACGUUGUGGAUUGGUGAUGUCCAGGAAAAUUGGACAGAGGAUUAUUUAUGCGCCCUGAUGCGAAAUGCGAAGGGACUUUCCUCCAUUAAGCUAAUGCGAGAUCGAACAACGAACGAGUCACUCGGAUUUGGCUUUAUCGAUUUUGCCACCGAAGAAGAUGCGAUUCAUGCACUGAACGGAUACAAUGGCCGCCCCAUUCCGGGCACAGGAUACACAUUCCGCCUGAAUUUUGGUGGAAACAGCCGAAAUUUAAAUCUGGGUGAUAAUUAUUGCCUUUACAUUGGCGACUUGGAGUCAAGCGUCACCGAUACCCAGCUUUACACGAUCUUCCGUGAUAAAUAUCUCUCUUUCUGCGGUGCCAAGAUCAUGCGUGAGACCGGCACUUCCGUCAGCAAAGGCUACGGCUUCAUCCAAUUCCGCGCGCGCGACGAAGCUGAAACCGCUCUCAAAGAAAUGAACGGCUACGUGAUCAACGGCCGUCCAAUCAAACUGAGCUACGCCGCAGCGCGUCGCUGGUUCCACGACGACGAGACGUCGGGGAUGUCGACGUCGUCGUCGGGGACAGACGCGAAGUACGACGUGAUCAUCGAGCUGCCGGAGAUUCCGAACAUCAAGCCGCCGCCACCGACGGACGCGAUGCUGGUGAAGAUGCUGACGAACAACACGAACGGCGCCGCGGCGUUGGUGGAUGCGUACGGGAACGCGUAUGAGAACCCGAUGUUUUCGAAUGAUCCGGUGUAUCAGGCGGCGGUGCAGGCGCAGCAGAGGAAGAGGAUGCGGAGAAUGGGGCAGAAGGCGGAGGAGGAGGGACAGGUGGUGGAAGUGCCGAGCGACCGGGAGAAGCCGCUGGAUAUUGCGAUGGAGAAUCGGAAGUACUUGAAGAGGGUGUUGGAGGUGUUCGAUAUGCCGUCGCUGAGUGUUCCUAGAUUGUGGAGUGUUUGUUGGAAACAGUGA